CAAUGGACAGGAGGUCGUCUGAGGACAUGCCGGGUGCCAUGAUGUUCGGAUGCACCACUACCACGUUGAAGGGGAGUCCCCCUGGUAGCCCGCUGCUCUGGUCACAGCUACCCUCCGAGUCCUCAUCCUCCCUGGGGAAGCCGUUUUCUGAGGCUCCCCCUCCAAAGGGUCCCUCCGGAGACUCCACUUUGAUGUGCAUGGGAGGUGGGAUAAUAUUUAAUCAUUGUGCAAGGAGCAUGGAAAAAUCCUUGAGAGAGAGUCAGAUAAAGUGCAGUCUGCCUGUAUAUAAACCCACCGCACCUGCUCCUGUUGUGUGUGGACUCACAAGGUGCAUCAUGAAGUACUUCAUUCUUCUCGCCCUGUUCGCUGCAGCCUAUGCUGCUCCCAUUGAGGAUGACAAGAUUGUUGGAGGCUAUGAGUGCAGGAAGAACUCUGUGGCCUACCAGGUCUCUCUGAACUCUGGCUACCACUUCUGUGGAGGCUCUCUGAUCUCCAGCACCUGGGUGGUGUCUGCUGCUCACUGCUACAAGUCCCGCGUCCAGGUGCGUCUUGGUGAGCACAACAUUGCUGUCAAUGAGGGCACCGAGCAGUUCAUCAACUCUGCUAGGGUCAUCCGUCACCCCAGCUACAACAGCCGCAACCUGGACAAUGACAUCAUGCUGAUCAAGCUCAGCAAGCCCGCCACCCUCAACAACUACGUCCGCACCGUGUCCCUGCCCUCCAGCUGUGCUGGCUCUGGCACCCGCUGCCUGAUCUCUGGAUGGGGCAACACCAGCAGCUCUGGAAACAACUACCCUGAUCGUCUGAGGUGCCUGGAUGCCCCCAUCCUGAGCGACAGCAGCUGCAGGUCCUCCUACCCUGGACAGAUCACCUCCAACAUGUUCUGUGCUGGAUUCCUGGAGGGAGGCAAGGACUCCUGCCAGGGUGACUCUGGUGGCCCCGUGGUGUGCAACGGUCAGCUGCAGGGUGUGGUGUCCUGGGGUUAUGGCUGCGCCCAGAGGAACAAGCCUGGAGUCUAUGCCAAGGUCUGCAACUACAACUCUUGGAUUCGCAACACCAUGGCCUCCAACUAAAGUCGCUUUACUAGAUGGAACUUUAAUCUGAGGCGUCUCUUUCUAUGACAGCUGCUUCAGGAAAAUAAACUAUAACAUUAAUGUCA
Molecule: messenger RNA, 1159 nt
Organism: Epinephelus moara (kelp grouper)
Lineage: Eukaryota; Metazoa; Chordata; Actinopteri; Perciformes; Serranidae
Product: trypsin-3-like
Exons: 6
Coding region: 3-1073 (356 amino acids)
Biological process (GO): proteolysis
Molecular function (GO): serine-type endopeptidase activity
Source: RefSeq, a predicted model, not a curated record